GUGCUGCUGAGAAUAGCGUAAGUUGGACAAGUACUCAUUUUGUUUUACUGGACAUUGUACUGUACUCUCACUUCUUUUUUUGGAUACCUAAAACUUCCAGCGCUGUUAGAGCUGGCAGCAGCUAGAAGAAGCCAUCUGUCCACCAUCCACUUCAGCUCUGCAGCCAGUCACUGCCUUCCUGCAAUGCCUCUGUUUCGGGCUGUUUUGAGUCAACAUGGUGGGGCGAAGGCUCGGGCUGGGAAGAGGAAGGUGAGGAAAAUGAAGUGGAUGGGGAGCUGCAGGCAGACAGAAGAAGACGGCUCCAUCCCUUCGUUGACACGGCUGUGUCUGCUUAGCCUUGCUGACAACAUGAAGGAAGUGUGGGUGAAGGAUUAUGCUGACAAAUACCUGGAUCAGUAUUCAUUCAGCUACAUUAUGGGACCUUUCAACUUACUGCCGGGUGAUCUGGUGGAGGAGCUCACACGGCUGCUGUGCACCAGAAAACAGUUGUCCCGGGCGGCUCUCCACCUCCUGCUGGUCCCCCAACUCCGUAACCUGUCUCUGGAGAGGUGUCCUGGUCUGGUCACCUCCGCCCUCUGUUCCCACAUUGCUGCACGUUGCCAGGGUCUGUGGAGUAUGGAUCUAUCUGGAGCCCAGCAACUGCCUUCAAAAGUCCUGUCUGAAACUCUCUGGUGUCUACCUGCUCUCCGCUCUCUCUCCCUGGCGGGUAUGACAUGUGACAGAUGUGUGGUCAGGACGAUUGCCCACCGCUGCCGUUUGCUGCACCAUCUAGAUGUAUCCCGCUGUCAUUUCCUUUCCCCUGCUGCCCUACUUCCUCUUGCUGGCGGGGCUUUCUGCUCAUCCUCUGCAAGUCCCUCUAGCUCAUCUUCCCCGUGCACCUCUACAUCUAAAUCUCCUAUUUCCUCUGACCCCUCCUCCUCCUUUUCUGCACCCCUGUCUCCUCUCCCCCUCCGAAGUCUGCUGGCUCUGGAUACUGGGUUUGGGGAACAAGAGGGAGACCCUGUGGCAGCAGCUGCCUACCUACUCCUCUCCCUGCCCAGCCUGCAGACAGUGGCCUUGGAUGGCCUUUCACAGGCCUGCUGUAUCAUUGAUCGCAAAGAGUUUAGCCAGACAGAUGAGUUCACUGACAGAGAAGGCGUUCCAAGGCUGAGGGAGGUGUGGAGGGAGAUGAAGCUUAGGCAGGGCACUGAUAGUUGGAGGAACAAAAGAGAAGCAGCAGCAACAGAUGAAGAAUAUGAUGAGGAGGAGGAUGAGGAGGAGGGGAUAAUGUGGGAAGGGUAUGGUGGUGAGAAUGAGGAAGAUGCAAGUAGAGAUGAAGAGACAAGUUGCUCUGUGAGCCAAAAGGGAAAAAGGAGAAAGAGAGUUUUGUCACAGUCAGGUGAUGAGAGCCUGAUCCUGAACCUAAAGGACGUCAAGGGCUUAACUUGUGACGGUCUGAACAGUCUAGGCCGUUUAUGUCCAGACAUCUGCUCCAUAUCAGUUAACGCAGAUGAUCAUGAAGAUACUAGAGGAAGAAACCUGCAUUCUCUGUUAGCUGCAGGGCUCCAGACCUGGUCAGGCCAGCUGCAGAGCCUCUCUAUACACUUCCCAGGCCCGCUGGUAGCUCUCCUUCCCGCCUUGCAAGUUGCAGGCUCCUCCCUGGUCUCUCUCACCCUGGAGGGGGUAAAAACCAGCCCUCACACCCCUCUACUGGAGGUCAUCGGGGCCUGUCCUAGACUCAGAGACCUGCUCAUCUCUGCUGAGCCUCCCACCUUUCCACAAGAAGAAGAAGAUGAGGUGAAUCAGCACAAUGAUCGGGAUCUUCCACGGCUGCCUAAGCUCUGCUCUCUCACACUCAAUUUCUCCUACACUCAUAGCCAAAUGAAGCCUGUCAUGUCCUGGAUGUCCCUGAAGACGGUGCUCAGGUGUCUCCUGAGUGGUUCUCCUUUACUGGAGAAGCUCUCACUGGUCUCCCUGCCCUGCCCUCUGAACUGCGUUUUGCAGGAUGUACUGCGCAUGGGGGGCUUGAACCUGUAUCCUUCUGCAGGUUCCACAGACUUACCUCCCAUGCCACUUGGACGGGUACAGCACAUUGACCUGCUGCGGACAGAUGUGGAGAUGACAACGGUGGGAAAUAUAAUGCAACGGAGCAAGAGACUGGAGUUUGUGGAUGUGAGUUACUGCUGGCAAAUCAGUCAGUUUGAGUGGUUGCACUACGAGACGUUCAGUAACAUCCAAGUUGUCUGGAAGUAGUGAAGCAAUGGCCAGCUUCCAACACAGGAAGCAAAACUGUGGAGGGUGGAUAAACAGUGCUUUAAAUCAUUCAAAUAAAAUACAAUUUACAAUUUUUACAGUGUCAGCUGCAGUGGUAUAUCAGCUUGUAUGACUAUAACUGUAAUUUUUGUAAUUUUUGCAACACAGACACAGAUUGAUCUUUCUGAUUUUGCACUGAAAGAUUCCCAUAUGCAGUUAAUUCUUGUCUCAUAUCAAAACACUUUGGACUUAUUCUUACAGUGCCUGGGAUAUAUUGCAAUAGUUUUGUAACGUGUAGUGUGUUUUAAAUUUCUUCACUAUCAUGUUUUUCUAAGGUAAUUGUGCACUGAAGAGAGAGCAUGUGAGUCUUGCGUGAUUAACCCCUGUGGUAUUAUGUCCUCUCAGUACACUACCAAUAAAGAAGAAGUAACAUGUUAA
Toxotes jaculatrix (banded archerfish) is the source of this 2670-nucleotide messenger RNA. RefSeq lists its product as uncharacterized. The record is from RefSeq and is a predicted model, not a curated record. The transcript is spliced from 5 exons. Lineage: Eukaryota; Metazoa; Chordata; Actinopteri; Toxotidae. The coding region runs from base 184 to 2232 and encodes 682 amino acids.